Molecule: messenger RNA, 483 nt
Organism: Belonocnema kinseyi
Lineage: Eukaryota; Metazoa; Arthropoda; Insecta; Hymenoptera; Cynipidae
Product: acanthoscurrin-2-like
Exons: 2
Coding region: 1-483 (160 amino acids)
Source: RefSeq, a predicted model, not a curated record
AUGCGUUUCUUCUAUAUAUUCGUUGUAGCAGCUCUCUUCGCUGUGGCGUAUGCCGUAGCAGAGGAAUCAGUAUCGGAAGACAUUAAUCCAGAGAAAUCAGAAAUUUCUCAUGUUCGUGAAAAACGACAUAUUUUGAGAAAGAAACUCCUAAUCGUUGGAGGUGCAUUGCUUGCAAAAAAAGUUAUAGCAGCGAAAGUAAUAGGUGCAGGAGUCUUAGGUGCAGGAGCCUUAGGAGCAGCAGGUCUCGUAGGUGCUAAACUUUAUCACGCUAAACAGGGUAGUCUUGGCGGAGGCUACGGUGGUGCCCAUGGUGGAGGCCACGGAGGUUAUCAAAGUGCCCCUUCUGUAGUCCAUAACCAUUAUGCAGCACCAAAUUCCGUUUAUGGAUCUUCUGGUCCUGGUUGGGCCUCUGGUUCUGCUUCAGCCGGAUAUGGCUCAUCCGGUUCAUCGACCAGUUAUGGAGCACCUGGAUGGUCUGGGUAA